Molecule: messenger RNA, 1053 nt
Organism: Aureobasidium vineae
Lineage: Eukaryota; Fungi; Ascomycota; Dothideomycetes; Dothideales; Saccotheciaceae
Source: the annotation of a GenBank genome assembly
AUGUCGUCUCCAAAUCUCUUCCGGCCUCUCAAGCUCGGCAGAAUCGAGCUCAAGCAUCGAAUUGUUAUGGCCCCUGUCACGAGACUCUUCACAGACGAGGAUCACGUCCGACCGCCGUUGGCGGUAGAACAUUAUGCCCAACGCGCCUCUGAAGGUGGUCUCGUCAUCGCCGAAGCUACUGUUGUGUCCCUGGAACUUGGUAGCGGCAAGCAUACUCCUGGCAUCUGGACGUGUGCCCAGAUCUCCCGGUGGAAAGAAGUCACCAACGCCGUGCACGCCAAGGGGGCGCAUAUCUUUCUUUCGAUAGACUCGCUUGAGCCACUGGCGGACGCGGCCAUUUCGACGUAUACAAGAGGCCGUCAGGCCAGCGGAUCAAGCGAUACAACAUCCUUCGAGAGAUCUGAUUCGCCUUCCGAGUCUCAUACUCACGCCUUGAACGAAGAAGAGAUCAAAUCAACAACCAGAGCAUUCGUCAAAGCGGCAAGGAACGCAGUGGCAGCAGGCUUUGAUGGUGUUGAGGUAGGCGCCAACGGAUACUUCAUCUACCAAUCAUUGCACAGACACCUAGACAGAUAUGGCGGCCAUGUCGAGAGCCGCGUUAGAUUUGCCCUCGAAGUGACGAUCGCGAUCGUAGACGCCAUAGGUGCUGACCGUGUCGGUUUCCGCAUGAACCCCUCUAGCGCUUUCCGCAUGUCCAGUCUUGCGCCCGAGUUUGCGUCUCUCACUCGAAAGCUCAAGGAGCUACAGUUAGCCUACGUCCACAUUAUCAAGUCCCAUGCAAUCACCAACCUCGAAUGCGACAAACACGAAGGCAUCAAGCCUUUUCUGGCACUCUGGGCCCAGACUUCGCCCAUCCUUAUUGCAGGAGACUUCACGCCGGAAUCUGCCAGAAGUGCCCUUGACACCGAAUAUCCCGACAGCGACGUUGCCCUUGUCUUCGGCCAACAAUUCCUUGCAGUCCAAGAAGCAGAACAGCCGGAUGACAAUCCCCUUGGUUUCCAGAUUCCAGAGCUCAAGAGCCUGAACGCCAGUUUCUACACUGGAUUUGUAUGA